GAAUAGACAAUUCCACCAAAUCGGGCAAUUCCCUGGUGAACCUACCACACCAAGUCAAAACCAUGAGCACAAACGACCUGCUGAAGGCGUUCUUUGAUAGGCAAAAAGAGCUCCUUGAAAAAGAACGCAAGGCAGAAGUAGACAGAAAUGCACUCCUUGUCAGCGCUUGUAGCCCCAAGCUUCUCGAGAGCAGGGGCCUUGCCUUAACCGGACUCGGCGUCGUUGAAAUAAGUAUUGGUCUCGGAGGAAAGAGCCUAAUUGAACUGGAGCGUCCUUCAGCGUAUCAUUCCACGCCACUGUUUCCUCCGCACACCUUUCGGCCUGGUGAUCUUGCGCGAAUUGAUGAUUAUGCGUCUCUACAGUCUAGCAGGGGAAAGAAAUCAUCAAUCAAAGCCGCUAAAAGAGCAGAUUCUGAUAUUUCUGCUAUGGAGGGCGUCGUGUAUAAGGUUACAGAUACGCGUAUAGUUAUUGCGGUUGAUCCUGUGGAUGGGCGCGAUGAUUUGGAUAUCCCCGAGAAAUGCAUAUUAUUGAAGCUUGCUAACAGUAUCACAUUUGACCGAAUGGAUUCUGCCAUAUCUUCACUGGAGGCAACCAUUCUGCAUACCAAUACGGAUGAGAAAGCCAGGGCAAGACCCCCAAUAAGAAGAACCACUCUCGUGGAUGUACUACUUGGGAUUUCGACUCCUUCACCACCAAAGACGCUCGAGUCAUUCACGUUUUAUGACCAGUCCUUGAACGACAGCCAACGGGAGGCUGUUCGUUUCUGCUUAGAGGCUUCUGAAGUUGCGCUGAUUCAUGGACCACCAGGAACAGGGAAAACACACACACUGGUCGAAGUCAUCCGCCACCUCAUACGGCAAGACAACAGAGUACUAGUCUGUGGCGCGUCAAACUUGGCUGUCGAUAAUUUGCUUGAGAGAUUAAUACCUUAUGACAUUCAUCUGACUAGGAUUGGACACCCAGCCCGUGUCCUCGCGUCCUUGCAUAACUCUACUCUUGAUUCACAGGCAUCUAAAUCGGAGGAAAGUGCAUUGGCAAACGAUGUUAAAGCCGAGAUCGAAGAUGCAAUGAAAAUCCUGGCAGGGAAGGGUAAGAACAGGCCAAGAGGCGCAGAGAGGAAGAAAUUGUGGGAGGAAAUCAGGGAAUUGCGGAAAGAGUACCGCAAACGGGAAGGGAAUAUUGUGAAGCGUGCCCUCGGAAAAGCACAGAUUGUUUUCGCAACCUGUCACUCAUCAGGCGGCCGCCAGUUGCAGCAUGCCAGAUUUGAUGUCGUCAUCAUUGAUGAGGCUACGCAAGCACUCGAGGCGGUUUGCUGGAUACCUAUCUUGAAGGGUCAAAAGCUGAUUCUUGCUGGGGAUCCGCUGCAGCUCCCCCCAACGAUCAUGUCGAUGACCUCGUCCAAUGCAUCUCCAAAAGUGAAGACGACAUCGACAAGUAAAGCGAAGGCAGUGGCGAAACACACGGAAUCGGCACGAUCGAUGGCUUUACGACCAUCAGAGUCACUGGAGGUCACCCUCUUCGAUCGCCUAGAAGCUAUGUUGGGCCCGUCUGUUAAGCGUAUGCUGACCGUUCAGUAUAGGAUGCAUUCCAUUAUAGCGGAAUUCCCCUCCAUUACUUUAUACUCAUCCAAGCUGAUCUCUCAUGAAUCUGUGGCAUCACAUCUUCUCAAAGACCUCCCGGGAGUAUCUGACGACGAGAACCUAAACGCGGAUGUCUUGGACGUCCCUAUCGUCUUCUACGACACUUCAGGUUGUGAGUUCUACGAGCGGGUCGAAGAUGAAGGAGGAAAAGGCAAUGAUGAAGGUAGCCGCAGUAACGAGAACGAAGCAGUCAUCAUACAACGCUGGGUCGAAAUGCUGGUGAAGGCUGGCGUGUCUUCUUCCCAAAUUGCUGUCAUCACUCCUUAUCAAGCUCAGGUCACUUUGUUGACCUCGAUGCUGAGUAACACGAUGCACGAGUUAGAAAUCGGUACUGUUGAUGGGAUGCAAGGGCGAGAGAAGGAGGCUGUCGUUCUUAGUCUUGUCCGUAGCAAUGACAAAAGAGAAGUUGGUUUUCUUUCGGAGAAGAGAAGGCUGAAUGUCGCUAUGACGCGCCCGCGUAGACACCUUUGUGUAGUUGGAGAUUCAUCGACAGUCGCUCAGGGUAGCGAUUAUUUGAAGCACUGGAUGGAAUGGUUGGAGACAAAUGCUGACGUUAGGUUCGGCGGAGAGUUGAUAUCAUAGAUUUUUACAUGUGCAUUAUUAAAACUCAUGAUCCCUGGCCAAACACAUUACAGUGAGAUUAUCAUAACCUGUGCUAACUGCUACAUGAACAAUUACAAAACCAGAGGUGUCGGCGAAUUUCAACCAGUGCGGGUCCAAGUUCUCUCGAUGAUGCACCCGUCGUUAUUGAAGUAAAAACGCUCGGGGUGAUCAAUCAUUGUAAUCUGAGAUGAGAAAUGUUCUGGUUAUCAACGGGAACCGAGAUAAAUAGUACUUGCCUGAAUAGUCGUUUCAAGAUCUUCGGCAGGAGCCCUCCUCCAGUCCCUGGCAAUCUUCCAACCAAAGUGAUAAUGAUACUCUCCCAAGAUUCCAGUGAUACCAUCCUGUUCUGACCAUUGGAGCUCCAGUU
Molecule: messenger RNA, 2610 nt
Organism: Cantharellus anzutake
Lineage: Eukaryota; Fungi; Basidiomycota; Agaricomycetes; Cantharellales; Hydnaceae
Product: P-loop containing nucleoside triphosphate hydrolase protein
Exons: 18
Coding region: 63-2222 (719 amino acids)
Molecular function (GO): 5'-3' DNA helicase activity; RNA binding; ATP hydrolysis activity
Source: RefSeq, a predicted model, not a curated record